AAACCUUCCACUACCAUUCCAAUUCUUUCUCUACCUCUUCCCUCCACAAGCCCCAACUUGCAUUCUCAGCUACUGCAGACUCUCUAUAUCUCUCUUACCCUUUUAAGGUGUUCAUGUCACAAGACUCUGUGCCAAGUGGAACAUCUCUUGAAAACAAAAUGGCGAGGCUCGGUCUGGGUAGCUCCACUGAUGAAGAUGCAGAACUCAUGUCCGAAUCCACACCACUCUAUGCCACUUACAAUGACCGGAUUCGGCCUCUGCUUGACACCGUCGACAAAUUACGUCAAUUAAAGGUCAUGAAAGAAGGCAUUGAGCUCCCUACCAUCGUCGUCGUUGGUGAUCAAUCCUCUGGGAAAUCCAGUGUUCUUGAGUCCCUUGCCGGCAUUAGUCUCCCUCGCGGUAUUGGCAUCUGCACUCGUGUUCCCCUCGUAAUGAGGCUUCAACAACAUUCAUCACCAGACCCAGAACUUCACUUGGAGUAUAACAACAAAGAAGUCCCCACAGAUGAAGCCCAUGUUGCCCAAGCCAUUGAAGAAGCUACUAAAGAGAUUGCAGGUGAUUCUAAGGGAAUCUCCCAUACCCCUAUCACUCUUGUUGUGAAGAAGAAAAGUGUCCCUGAUUUGACAAUGGUUGAUUUGCCUGGGAUCACUAGAGUUCCUGUUCGUGGUCAGCCUGAAGACAUCUAUGAGCAGAUUUCAAACAUAAUUAUGGAGUAUAUAACUCCAAAAGAAAGCAUAAUUCUCAAUGUCUUAUCUGCUACUGUGGAUUUCCCGACCUGCGAAUCGAUUAGAAUGUCUCAACGCGUUGACAGGACCGGCGAGAGGACAUUGGCUGUGGUCACCAAGGCUGAUCAAGCUCCUCAAGGUCUGCUUGAGAAGGUAACUGCAGAUGAUGUCAACAUUGGGCUUGGUUAUGUCUGUGUAAAGAAUCGAAUUGGAGAAGAAUCAUAUGAGGAAGCAAGAAAGGAGGAGAUGAAAUUGUUUGAAUCACAUCCCCUGCUUUCAAAGAUUGAUAAAUCUAUUGUGGGCAUUCCUAUUUUGGCUCAGAAGCUUGUGCAGAUCCAAGCAAGUAGUCUGGCGAAAUGCUUGCCAGACAUAGUGAGGAAAAUCAAUGACAAGCUCAGUUUCAAUGUUUCUGAGCUGAACAGAUUGCCCAAGCAUCUAUCCAAUGUGGCAGAUGCAAUGACUGCUUUUAUGCAGAUUAUUGGGUCUUCUAAAGAAUCUCUCAAAAAAAUACUCAUCAGAGGAGAGUUUGAUGAGUACCCAGAUGAGAAGGACAUGCAUUGCACAGCUCGAAUGGCUGAUUUUCUCAAUGGGUGCUCACAAGAACUUGAUCGAAGUUCGAGGGACUCUGCAAAGAAAUUCUUAAUGGAGGAAAUUAAGGUUUUAGAGGAAGCAAAAGGGAUUGAACUUCCCAAUUUCCUCCCUCGCACGGCCUUCCUCGGCAUAUUACAGAGCAGAGUCAAGCAGAUAUCAAAUACUCCAGUUGAAUUCGUUGAAAAGGUCUGGAAUUACAUCGAAAAUGUGGUUGUUCGUGUCUUGACAUUCCACUCUGAGAGCUACCCACAACUUCAAUCUUGUACCAGAAGGGCUGCACAGAAUUUGAUUUCAAAGAUGAAGAACCAAUCUGUUGAUAGAGUGACGGAGAUAACAGAGAUGGAGAAGCUCACAGAUUAUACAUGUAACCCAGAUUACAUGUCAAAAUGGACCAAGCUCAUGGCACAACGACCGAGCUUCAUGGACAACUUGAAACGGAAUCAUUCGAAGUUGAAGAUAGAAGAUGUAGGUGAAGUGGAGGUUGAGCAUCUUCGUGACUACAAUCUGGCCAUGUUGGAGAAAGCAUUUGAUAUGAGAAUGAGAAUCAUUGCUUAUUGGGAGAUUGUGUUGCAGAGAUUGGUAGAUAACUUGGCUCUUCAUCUAGUGUUCAGUGUGCAGAACCUGGUAAACAGAGAGAUGGAGAAGGAGAUAGUGAAUGAGCUGAUGGGACCUAGUGGUGGUGGCAUUGAAAGGUUGCUGGAGGAAUCACCUUCAGUGGCCAUCAAGCGUGAGCGGUUCAACCAGAGUAUAAAGCUACUUAGGGAAUGCAAGGAAGUUUUGGGGAACAUUAUGGAUAGAAUUGAAGCUGCUACCAUCCACCAUGUUGAUGUGAGCUUCUGAAUUCUGAUAACCAACCCCCUUCAUAUUUCAUCUCCUCCAGGGUGAUCUACUAUUAGUAUUUGUGAUGUGUUAUUUGGUUUGCUAGUAUGGUGUGUUUACUAU
Telopea speciosissima is the source of this 2258-nucleotide messenger RNA. Its product is annotated as dynamin-related protein 4C-like. NCBI's taxonomy places the organism in Eukaryota, Viridiplantae, Streptophyta, Magnoliopsida, Proteales, Proteaceae. Gene Ontology annotation, molecular function: GTP binding; GTPase activity; microtubule binding. The record is from RefSeq and is a predicted model, not a curated record. Bases 114 to 2156 code for a protein of 680 amino acids. The transcript has a single exon. Gene Ontology annotation, cellular component: membrane; cytoplasm; microtubule.